Messenger RNA from Struthio camelus australis, 3467 nucleotides. NCBI's taxonomy places the organism in Eukaryota, Metazoa, Chordata, Aves, Struthioniformes, Struthionidae. The record is from RefSeq and is a predicted model, not a curated record.
AUGAGAAGAGAGUACUGUCAACCAGCAGCUGCAGCAGCUAGUGUUACUACAGUUACUGCUGUAAAGCCUUUGAGUACUGGAACACCUGUAAAACUUCCAGUUACAGGACCACCUGCACAAUUGAUCUCCCAGAAGGCAGCCUCUGUGAAAGCAGAGGGCACAGCAGUAGCACAGACCAACACUUCUGCAGAAAUGUUAGAGAAUGUGAAAAAAUGUAAGAAUUUUCUUGCUACGCUAAUAAAACUGGCAUCUAGUGGACCUCAAGCCCCUGAAAUGGGGCAGAAUGUGAAGAAUCUGGUGCAAAAUCUAUUGGAAGCCAAAAUUGAACCAGAAGAAUUUACAAAAAAGCUAUAUAUAGAGCUGAAGUCUUCUCCACAACCAUAUUUAGUUCCUUUUCUCAAGAAAAGCAUGCUUGCCUUACGGCAGCUAAUGCCCAAUGCUCAGAGCUUUAUCCAGCAGUGUAUGCAGCAGCCAGCUCCAACCCAAGAAGCUGUUUCAACUUGUACCUCUGCAGUGCCAACUCCUUCUGUAACGGCGGCAGCCUCAGCAGUAGCAACAACUUCUCUUCCAACUAUAAAAUCAGUGUCCACCUCUGCAACAGUCACAGCCUCUCCGGUUAUAAAACCAGUCUUUUCUAGUGCGUCAGUGACAGCCUCUCUGCAAGCUGUGAAACCCAUUCUUGCCCCUGCAGUGGUGACAGCCUCUCUUCGGCCUGCAAGUCCAGUCCUCACCACAACAGUAGCAACGUCAGGGCUCACUGCUAUCCAGACUGUAAAGCCAGUCUUCACCUCUGCAGUAGCAACAUCAACUCUUCAACCUGUGAAGCCGGUACUGGUCUCAACAGUGGCAACUUCUGCACCAACCCCUCUGCAGCCUUUGAAACCAGUCAUUGGAACCCCAAUCAGUAUUAAAAUCUCACAGCCGAACUCCAUUGUUGCGCAGUCAGUUGGUACUCAGCAGGUGGUUAAAGUGAAGCAGUUGGUAGUCCAGCAACCAUCAGGAACCGUUGUAAAACAAGUAUCCACGCUCCCACAACCCUCAACACUGACCUUGCAGACAUCUUCUGAAAAAAGGAUGCCACUGAAUACACUUGUUCAAACUAACCAGUUUCCUGCAGGUUCCAUUCUGAAACAAAUUACCCUGCCAGGAAAUAAAAUUCUGUCACUUCAAGCAUCUCCUCUUCAGAAAAAUAAAAUAAAAGAGAAUGGAACAACUUCCUUCAGUAAAGAUGACGAUGAUAUCAAUGAUGUGACUUCUAUGGCUGGGGUCAAUCUUAAUGAGGAGAAUGCAUGCAUUUUGGCAACAAAUUCUGAACUCGUUGGUACAGUGAUGCGUUCAUGUGCAGAUGAACCUUUUCUCUCCUCAGAAGCUCUUCAGAAGAUGAUCUUGAACAUAGGUAAAAGGCAUGACAUUAUGGAACUUAACUCUGAUGUUGUGAACUUGAUCUCCCAUGCUACACAGGAGAGAUUACGAGGGCUUCUAGAAAAGCUAACUGUAAUUGCUCAGCACAGAGUAUCAACCCAUAAGGGGAGUGAUAAGUACAUCAUAUCUAGUGACACUAGAGCACAGCUGAGAUUUCUGGAAAAGCUUGAUCACCUGGAAAAGCAAAGAAAGGAUGAAGAGGAACGUGAAAUAUUGCUACGAGCAGCUAAGAGUCGCUCCAAUAAAGAAGAUCCAGAGCAACUACGUUUAAAGCAGAAAGCAAAAGAGAUGCAACAGUUGGAGUUAGCACAAAUGCAACAGAGAGAAGCUAACCUCACAGCUUUGGCAGCCAUUGGACCGAGGAAGAAAAGACCUUUGGAUUCAUCGAACAUUGGGCUGGAGGGUUUGAAUGGCAAUGGAAUCACUCCUGGAUCAUCGGGUUUUAGCCUUACAAAACAGUUGCUUCGUCCAAGAAUAACCCGUGUCUGUCUCAGGGACUUGAUAUUCUGCAUGGAACAAGAAAGGGAGAUGAAGCAUUCUCUAGCCUUGUACCGUGCUCUUUUGAAGUGAUUUUAGUUUUACAUUUCAACUUUGCUGUCUACUGCCAAAGAAAACACUGAAGCAUUGUUGCACUGUCUUGAAUUUCCAAUUUCUGGAAAAUGAUCCGUUGUAAGGAUAACUCUUGUUUACAGAUAAACAUUUUUAUUAAAUACCUAACUUAUCACCUGUAGGGUUUUUAAUAAUAUUUGGCUUAAACCAGUCUGUAAACCAGUGAAAACAUUGAGCUGCACACACAAGCACCUGACUACCUGCAUGCAUUUAACUGUCUUGCAGGCUCUGAGGGCUUGAGAUGUGUACCUAGUUUAUGUAUGUCACUUGCUUCGGUACUCCAGAGCCUGCAACAUCUGUUCUAUGUGUAGUGCCUUCUUCUAAUCCAACCUUAUUUAGGGAAACAAAUUAACACUUUAAAGGCACUGCAUAGCAUGACAGCUGUAUUUAAUUGUGAACCAGCAGUCAGUCAACAUGCUAAUAUAUUGCCUAUCUGACUCUGCAUCUCCUUAAAUUUUCUGGGUUUAGGAUUACUACUGAAUGCUAGUUUGUGGAGAGCAAAGUAGCAAGCAAAGUGAGGAGACAUGUUUUCCCUCUCCCACCUCACCUCAACUGCCCUCCCCCUCUCCUUUGAGAAAGCAACUGAGAGAAGGUGCACAAAUGGGUAAUUCCUGUGAUUAACGUAUAUCAAACAGUGUAGUUGCAUGUAGUGGCACACUUCCAUGUUUGAGAAAAUCUGGAGUUACUAAACUUGAACACAGGGAGUAGAAGAGCCUAAAAAGGGAGGAUAAACUGAAGAAACAAAUCUCAUGUUUUUUCCCUUAUGUGGAUAUCAAAAAUAGCAAUGAACUCCAACACAUGUUUUAAAGAAAUGAACAAAAGAAACCUGUGCUGACUGCAGAAAAAGGAAAACUUAAUACAUUAAAUAUUCUAAAACUUUACAGCUGGAAAAAAGUAGUGUUUGCGAAGCACAGCGCGUUCACUGUUUUGAAAAUACUGAUUUAAUUGUCAUCUUAAUGUUCAUAAUACCUUAAUAUGGUAUAACAGGGGAACUUCUUAAAUAGAAGCUAAUUAGUUUAGCCAGUUGCCUGGUUUCCAUUCAAUGAGGAGGACGGCUCCAGGUUCUUAAAACUCCUAAAAUAGACUUAAAGAUUUUCUGCUCUGCUGGUAAAGACUGACUUGGAGGAGGAAAAAACUCCUGGUCACUUCCCUUUCCCCAGCCUCCAAACACUUUGCCUCCCAUGACACAGUGCUGUAUAGCAUGGCUGUUGACAGGACCAGUGGGAAAAGGCACUGACUGUUUUGAAUGGCUUUCUGCUAAUUUUUUUUUUUUUUUGAUUAAGGAACAAGCUUCCUAUGGUUAUCUGGCAUGCUACUUUAAAACUUGAAAUGAUAAUUCAAACAUGCCCUCCACCACUGGAACCACUGCAGAUACUUACUAAAUUCAGUAAGUUUUGAAUCGGUUAUGUUUUUUCUGUUGAAACAGUAGUAAGCAA